AUGCCGUCCUCCUCUCCGCCUCCGACCGGCGGCGGCGACGGCUCUCUCUGUCGCGUGGCGGUGCCGCGGCUGCUUCCGCUCUUCCUGGGAGUGUUCGGCGGCGCGUUCGUGUCGCUGGGCGUGGCGCUUUCGGGCGUGCGCUCCGCGGCAGCUGUGCGCUGGUUGUUGCGGCUACCAGGCGACCUGUUGCUUAACGCCUUUGUGUGCCUUGCACUACCCGCAACGGCGCUACAGGCCGUACUAACGGGAGCGCAAGUGGCGCACGAGCAGUUCAAGACUCCGCAGACUCGGUGGGUGCAAAUCGCGGGAGCGACACUCGCAGCCUUCGCGCUGGCCACGCUGCUCGCCAGUCUGCUAGGUGCGCUCCUGGCCGUGGCCUUACAGAGCAUCGUGCCCAACAGCGCUCUCCUCGCGCAGAUCUGGGGGCUCCCGGCCGGAGCGACGGUGGGCUUCGUGUGCCCCGGUGCAGUUGCCAAUGGAUCGAUGGCACUGCAGAGCGACGGCACGUUGAUGUGCGCUGAAAAUGCCACGACGUUCGUGGUCGACGAUGUUGCACAUACGUUCGUGGUGAACUCAAUGACCGACGUCAUGAGUGUUGCGGAACAGGUCGUCAAGGUGGCGGAGAGCGUCUUCCCCGAAAGUUUAGGAGCCGCGUUCGUCGAUGGAGACGUAUUGAGUCUCGUGGUGGGAGGGAUCGCGCUUGGAGUGGCGCUCACAGGCUUCGCUGUUGCAGAUACAGCACAAGAUGAAGACGAGGACAGUCACAGACAAGAUGAGGAACAGAAGGAGUUUGUGUUGCUGCAACUGAUCGCUCAGACUGGAGCGUUGAUAUGUCGCGUGCUGACGUGGCUGCAAAAGUAUCUUCCUAUGACUGUGGCCUUCAUGUUCAGCAGUGUAUUACUGCAAUCAUCACCGAAUUCCUCUUCAGACCACAAUGACGACAACACUGCAGUCGCUGUCGUCUUGGCUUUCAUGGCUGUGCUGCUGCUCGCUCUGGUUCUCGACGUGGUGGUGAUGAUCUGCCUGGUUGCAGUAUUCACCCGAUCCAACCCGUUCUCGUUCUUGGAGCACCUCUUGCCCGCGCAACUACUAGCGAUAAGUUCUGGGUCGUCCGUCGUCGCGCUGCCAGCCACCGUCUCCUGUAUGCUAUCAAGCAAGCGUGUUUCUUCGAAGCUGGCCUUCGUCGUGUGCUCUACUGGCUCAGUACUCAACCAGACGGGCACGGCGCUCUAUCUAUCUGUCAGCUGUCUGUUUGUGCUCACUACUGCAAGUAUAACCAGCGACGAACUGGCAGUGACGCACUCUACAAGGACCACCAUAGCUAUGGUGUUCGCCAACGCCUUAAUCGCCAGCGUCGUGUCACCGCUGCCUGCAGGAUCGAAGACCGCGACUCUGGCGACGACUCUAGGCGCUGUAUUUGGCAUUUCUGCUGGACCACGUGCCGCGUUACUCGCCUUUUUAGCGGCACUGGAGUGGAUCACGGGGCCGUUUGUCGCCUGCGUGAACGUCACGAAUAACGCGUUGGUUGCACUGGUGAUUGCACAUUAUUUCGAGUCUCAACCAGCAGUAGUAGCAGAGACAGACCCCGCUGUUCCAACGCAGGAGGCACCAGCACCAGACUUACGCCAACAACGAGUGAUGGGGAUGAUCCACAGCGAGAACUGGGUAUAG
This is a messenger RNA of Phytophthora nicotianae INRA-310, 1671 nucleotides long. RefSeq lists its product as hypothetical. The transcript has a single exon. Lineage: Eukaryota; Oomycota; Peronosporomycetes; Peronosporales; Peronosporaceae. Gene Ontology annotation, molecular function: symporter activity. The record is from RefSeq and is a predicted model, not a curated record. Gene Ontology annotation, cellular component: membrane. Bases 1 to 1671 code for a protein of 556 amino acids.